Messenger RNA from Cladocopium goreaui, 390 nucleotides. The record is from the annotation of a GenBank genome assembly. Lineage: Eukaryota; Dinophyceae; Suessiales; Symbiodiniaceae.
AUGUUCAUAGCUUACCCGUGGCCGGGCGAGCUCUUCGAUCUCCAGCGAGUGGACUUGGCACGGCCGAUGCCGGGCUCCCCAUUUUAUGCCAUCCAUCUUCAUCCAGCUGCCCGACGGCAGCAGUCAAAGGUGGGACUGUCAGACAAGUCGCUGAUGCUGGACUCUCCGUUGCUUCCAUGGUUGGGAGUGGUGCUGCAGACUCUAGCAACUCAUCAGACCUACCUGAUCGACCUGACCUACGACAAGCUGGUGAAGGAUUGGAAGUGCGCUCUCAUGAAGGUGAAGCAGCGCGGCAGGUGGAGUUCAGACACCAGCGUGAAGAGAUACGAGGCCCAUGCGCGCAUCUCUCAAGAGUUCCACCUACUUCCUGAAGAAGUUCAGCGGAGAUGC